Aureobasidium pullulans EXF-150 is the source of this 3297-nucleotide messenger RNA. Its product is annotated as Coatomer, beta subunit. Gene Ontology annotation, molecular function: structural molecule activity. The transcript is spliced from 5 exons. NCBI's taxonomy places the organism in Eukaryota, Fungi, Ascomycota, Dothideomycetes, Dothideales, Saccotheciaceae. The coding region runs from base 237 to 3113 and encodes 958 amino acids. The record is from RefSeq and is a predicted model, not a curated record. Gene Ontology annotation, biological process: intracellular protein transport; intra-Golgi vesicle-mediated transport; endoplasmic reticulum to Golgi vesicle-mediated transport. Gene Ontology annotation, cellular component: COPI vesicle coat; cytoplasm.
CGCUUUGAAGACAACAAUCCACAUUUUCCUUCCAUACGUCUUUCGCAUCUACUCAAUUGCCGACUGUCCGACACUUUUCCACCCCCUACCGUCGCUUCGUUCCAAUCUCCUGGUCCCAGCCUUCACUGCGCCGCUCGACCCCGUCCACAGGACCAAAGGACAGGAGACCCGCAAUACCACCAGGACCUACUCUAGAGCACCCCGCGUGCAUGGUCCACUGAUAGACUACAUCAACAAUGGCGACUUUCCUCGACAAUGCAUACAGCUUGGUCCACCAAGACAACACGGCCGACCAGCCGUCGUUGCAGGACCUCAAGAACCAACUGGAAAAGGGCACCGACGAGUCCAAGCAAGAGACGAUGAAGCGCAUCCUGACAAUCAUGCUCAACGGCGAUCCUAUGCCUCAACUGCUCAUGCACAUCAUCCGCUUCGUCAUGCCAUCCAAGAGCAAAGCGCUGAAGAAGUUGUUGUACAUGUACUACGAGGUCUGUCCCAAGCAUGAUGCUGGCGGCAAGUUGAAGCAGGAGAUGAUUCUGGUUUGUAACGGUAUUCGUAUGGACUUGCAGCACGCCAACGAGUACAUCCGCGGCAACACACUCCGUUUCCUCUGCAAGCUUCGCGACGCCGAGCUCAUCGAGCCCCUUCUUGCGCCCGCACGUCAAUGUCUCGAACACCGCCACUCAUACGUCCGCAAGAACGCCGUCUUUGCGAUUGCUUCCAUUCACCAACACAACGAGGCUCUUAUGCCCGACGCUCCCGAGCUUCUGCAGGCCUUCCUCGAGUCCGAGAGCGAUGCCACGUGCAAGAGAAACGCCUUUGCCGCCCUGAUCUCAAUCAGCCACGACCAGGCCCUCGAGUACUUGAGUUCUGUAUUUGAGGGUAUCCCCAACGCGGAUGAACUGCUUCAACUCGUCGAGCUGGAAUUCAUCCGCAAAGAUGCUGUCACCAACUCCCAGAACAAGGCGCGCUACCUCCGUCUGAUCUUCGACCUCCUCGAAGCCAAAGAAUCUACCGUCGUAUACGAGGCCGCAUCUUCACUCACAGCACUUACCAGCAACCCUGUCGCAGUCAAGGCAGCUGCUGCCAAGUUCAUUGAACUGAGCAUCAAGGAGUCGGACAACAACGUCAAAUUGAUCGUCCUCGAGAAGGUCAACCAAUUGCGCCGCGUCAAUGAAGGCAUCCUCGACGAUCUGACCAUGGAGAUUCUACGCGUGCUUUCUAGUCCCGAUCUUGACGUCCGUAGAAAGGCUCUCAGCAUCGCCAUGGACAUGGUCUCAAGCAAGAAUGUCGAGGAGGUCGUUCUUCUCUUGAAGAAGGAACUCUCCAAGACUGUUGACGAACAAUACGAGAAGAACAACGAAUAUCGCUCUCUGCUCAUCCACUCAAUCCACCAAUGUGCUAUCAAGUUCUCCGAGGUCGCUGCCAGCGUCGUUGGCCUAUUGAUGGACUUCAUCGCUGACUUCAACAACGCCUCCGCCGUCGAUGUGAUUCAAUUCGUCAAGGAGGUUGUUGAGAAGUUCCCCAAGCUCAGAGGAACCAUCGUCGGACGCCUCGUCUCAACCCUUAGUGAAGUCCGUGCUGGCAAGGUCUACCGUGGAUCGCUCUGGAUCAUUGGUGAAUACUCCCUGGAGGCCAACGACAUCCGUGAAGCCUGGAAACACAUUCGCGCCAGCUUGGGUGAAAUUCCCAUUCUCGCUUCUGAGCAGCGUCUUCUCGAGGAGCAACCCGAUGGCGAACCCAACUUGGAUGAUCAAGUCAACGGUAACGCGAAGGCUGCCCCGACUGGCUCACGAAAGGUUCUCGCCGAUGGCACAUACGCUACCGAGAGCGCUCUAACCAGCCAAUCUGCGGUCAAGGCCAAAUUGGAAGCCGUCAAAGCUGCACAGAAGCCUCCAUUGAGACAACUCAUCCUCGACGGCGACUACUACCUGGCCACUGUUCUUGCCUCUACGCUGACCAAGCUUGUCAUGCGCCACAGCGAGAUCUCGGACGACGAGGCUAGAACCAAUGCUCUUCGCGCCGAGGCCAUGCUCAUCAUGAUCUCGAUCAUCCGUGCUGGUCAAUCACAAUUCGUCAAGCACCCCAUUGACGAGGACUCGAUCGACCGUAUCAUGUCGUGUGUUAGAUCGCUGGCAGAAUUUGCUCAGAAGCGCGAGCUCGAGAACGCUUUCCUUGAUGACACCAGAAAAGCUUUCAGGGACAUGGUCAACGUUGAAGAGAAGAAACGCGCCGAAAAGGAUGCCCUUAGCAAAGCCAAGAACGCCAUCCAAGUUGAUGAUGUCGUGUCUAUUCGUCAGCUCACAAAGAAAAACGCCGUUGAUGGUGCAGAUGAGAUUCAGCUUGACUUGGAGAAGGCAACAGGUGGUGAUUCUGCCACGGAAGACCUCAGCUCUAAGCUUAGCCGUGUGGUACAGCUCACUGGUUUCUCCGACCCUGUGUACGCUGAGGCAUAUGUUCAAGUUCACCAAUUCGACAUUAUCCUCGACGUCUUGCUGGUUAACCAGACCCAGGAUACUCUGCAAAACCUCUCGGUCGAAUUUGCCACUCUUGGUGACCUCAAGGUUGUUGAGAGACCCACGACCCAGAACUUGUCACCAUUGGAUUUCCUGAAUGUCCAGGCUACCAUCAAAGUUUCUUCUACAGACACCGGCGUUAUCUUCGGCAACGUUGUCUACGAAGGCGCUUCGUCAACGGACCAGAACGUGGUCAUUUUGAACGACGUUCACGUUGAUAUUAUGGACUACAUUCAACCAGCUCACUGCACAGAAACACAAUUCAGAACCAUGUGGACAGAGUUUGAAUGGGAGAACAAGGUCAACAUUAACACUAAGAUGCCAGGCGGCAAGGGCUUGCGUGACUUCCUCAAGGGAUUGAUGAAGGUCACCAACAUGAGCUGCCUAACACCCGACGCAAGUCUUAGCGGAGAUUGUCAGUUCUUGAGUGCCAACCUGUACGCCAGAAGUGUAUUCGGUGAGGAUGCUCUGGCCAACUUGAGUGUCGAGCAAGAGGGUGACAAUGUCACUGGCUUCGUGCGGAUAAGAAGCAGGUCGCAGGGACUGGCUCUCAGUCUCGGCUCGCUCAAAGGAUUAAGCAAGAUUGGCGACUAUGUUUGAGACGAUUCAACGAUGAAAGAUAGACCCUGAAUAAGUUGCUUAUGGCAGCCAAGGAUAGAGACCUUGGAUGGACUUUAGCGCGAGGUAAUGCUUGCGAUUCAUCGACCGUGACUGGGUCUGGGUGGGGUCAUUACUGGCAGGCUACGGCGUAACAGAAAAGUAGAGCGGUAGCAUGAAAGGAUAC